ACUGUACCGUGCGUUAAGUUGCGUGAGUGCGCAGUGACGUCUCCGUCCCAGAAUGCAGUCUGGUAAACAGACAUGGACGCACCAGGUGAAGACCUCCACAGAGGCUGAGCACUGCACUCGCUCUUUCCCACCGUCUCCUGUCUUUUUCGCCCAGUGCAUCCAGUUGAUAUAUACCAGCCUGGUGUCACGGUCGAGUCUACGGCAUCCAGCGCCCUGCUUUCCUCUCAACUGUGUGUGGCAGCCAGCAAUCUCCCAAACUGAUGAGGAUCGACUGAUUGAGUUAAAAAUAAGUUCCUUGUUUCUUAUUUUACCGAGCGGAAAGAAUGUCGGAAAGGGCCGAGGAUGACGUCAGGGGGGAGCAGCGCCGAGCGGCCAGGCAGCAGCUGAAGCAGCAGCAGCAGCAGAUCCAGCGGGGAGAAGGCUCCACAGCAAUGGCGACUGUUGCGGAGCGGAGAUCAUUGCCUAGUCCAGAAAUAAUGCUGGGACAGCCUUGGAGCAGCUGGGUCGACGCCGCCAAACUCCACGGCAACGACGGUGCUGAAUCGGAGGAAAGUUUCAAAGACUUCGGGAAAAAUCGAGAAGCCAUGCGUUUGUGCAGAGAAGAUAUGCCCAUAUUUGGCCAGUGUCCCGCGCAGGACGACUUCUACCUGGUGAUGUGCAGCCACUGUGGUCACGUCGUGAAGCCACAAGCCUUCCAAGCACAUUAUGAGAGAAGACACAGUUCAGCCAAUAAAGCAGCCUCCACCUCGCCCUUCCCUCUGCCAGGCAGGAACCGGAGUGGCGGCAGCGGGCUUGGGCCUGGGCUGGGCUCGGGGUCUGUGGCAAGCGGAGGCAUCCUUAGCCGACCUUCCACUGCUGGUUCCAACUUACCCUCUGCUUUGUCAUCCUCCUCCAAUCCUAAACUCCUCAAACCAGCCAAAGAGAAGCUGCCAGGCACUCAGCGAAGACCCCCCUUUGCCCCUAUCAGGAUCCAGCCGGACAAGAUCCUCACCCCGGCUGUCAAGGUGGAGAAGAUCCAUCUGAGGGUGGACUCGUCAGCUAAGCUGGUGCAGGCUCCAUCUGCCCCCACCACCACCUCAUCCUCCUCUACAUCCUCCUCUAGCACCACUGUGAGCUCCAACACUACCGCCAUCACGACCUCCUCAUCAGUCCAUAAACCAAGCCUUAACUGUUCCACCGUACCAAAGCCUCCAUUACUGGCACCAGGCCAGAUUCCCAAUGGCAAGGGCCACCUCUCUGUCCUCUCAGACAAGAAGCAGGACAGCAGCAGCACCAGUAGCAGACGCCACCUUAAGAAACUGACAGAACGCGAGUUCAAUCCAGAUGCCCACUGUGGCGUUGUGGAUAUUACGUCUCGGAAACCCUGCACAAGAUCGCUAACAUGCAAGACACAUUCCUUAAGCCAACGGAGAGCGGUGCCAGGGAGAAGGAAGCGCUUUGACACAUUACUGGCGGAGCACAAGAACCGAGCAAGGGAGCGGGAGAGGGAGCGUGAACUCCACCAACCCCAUUCCCAGCAAACCCCCCCUCUCAGGGACCCACACCCCACCUCCCAUCUCACCGCUGGCCACGAUGCCCACCAGGUGGCUCAUGGCAACGGCCCUGCCCCAGAUGCCACUAAGCCUUUGACACUUGGAAAGUCCAAAUUUCACAGCCCUGGUCUUCCACGACUAAACAGUGGUCACGGAGGUGGUGCUUCCGGAGACCCUGCAGUAGUCCACGAGUCACUACACCAUCCCCAAACUACCCCCGAUGGUUUUUCCAGACCCUCCAGCGAUGAGGGUGAGAACGAGGAACGUGAGGACAACUCUGACAAACUGGACUGUCACUAUUCAGGUUAUCACCCUCGACCGGCAGCUUACUGUACGUUUGGAAGUCGACUGUUCGGGAGAGGCUGUUACUCCUUUGAGCGGCGAUGGGACAGAGUGCGAUGUGUCCUAACCACGAUGAUGGACAAGCAUGUCAACUCUCAGAUGUGGAAGAAAAUCCCCUUGGCCUUGGAGAACUCCUCCUCCGUUGCACCUACCCAUAGGACAAGCACAAAUUCCCACGGUAGCACUCCCUCGUCAGGCUUCCUGGGCCCCCCUGCCACCUUGUCCCAGACUCCUUAUAGCCAAUCCUACGAGGGCAAGUCAGUGCUCUCCUAUGGGACCACCUUAAAUGCCCGCAAUUCCCCACAGGGCGGUGCUGAGCACCCGGCCUAUGGCAACAUGCAGGCCCGACAAGUGUCUUCGUCGCCGCAGAUGCCUUCAGCCCACCUGUCCUCAUCCUCUUCUUCUUCAGCUCCUUCCUUAGCCUCAGGCCGGGCGCUUAAGUCCCGUUCCUCCAGCAGCAACACUACCAAGUCAUCUUCGUCCUUUAGGCCCAAGGAGAUCUCCGCCUCCUCUACUCCUGUCAUCCCAAACUCCACUAGCGGAGGAAGCUCUGGAGCUAACAGUAACAGUAGCAGCACCAGCUUCAGCUCGGGGAAGAAGAGGAAGAACAGCUCUGUCUUGUCUUCAUCCCAUAGCUCCUCUGAAUCCUCCUCUUCUAACGCCAACAUUUCUUCCUCCUCCUCCUCUUUCAAGAAGAACUGUGCAAAUGUCGGCAGCUCAGGGAGCACCUACCACCACGGCUCAUUAGGUCCAUCCUCAUCGUCAUUAUCCUCCUCUCACAGUGGAGUUCACAGCGUGGGGCUUAACUGUGGCCCUACCGUGCGGACCAACUCGCUUAGUCUCAAGGCCGAGCCUUCAGCGGGCGGCUCCUCUGGGCCGCCUGCGCGAGGUCCUCCCUCGGGCAGCCCCGCAGAGUCCAUCAAGCGUAUGAGUGUGGUAAUGAACAGCAGCGACUCAACCCUUUCCCUGGGGCCUUUUGUCCACCAUCAGUCCUCAUCCUCAUCUGACCACCACACCAGCUUUAGCCACCACUCCUCAGACGGGCGCUUGGAGGCCAAGAAGCGCAAAAGCUCUUCUGCCUCCGCUGGCAUUAACAGUGGAGGUGGGGGAGGAGGCCUCGGAGGAGGAGGAGGUGGGGGACCAGGUGGACCAGGUAGACCUAAAGUGGCCAAGUCUCCUGCCAUUAGCAACAUCCACGGGAAGCAUGGGCGGAGCAUUCCAGGGGCGCCGGGUCUACCCAACAACUCCCAUUUACAUCAGCCAAAGGCUCGUCCCUGACAGCGGUGUCUGGCUUCGGUGUAUGAAACUGGCAGGCGGGCGGGUAAUAGUCCGGAGCGGUCCGCUUGCUGCUCUGGUCUGCACGAGGCCUUCUAAAAUCAAACCCACAUUACUCUCAGCUUCCCACAAUCCUCAGGGUGGAGAUGAUCUGGGCUGCCCAGUGAAGUAGAUGUGGUCCUUACUAUUUCUCCCAAAGCCAUGUG
Mugil cephalus (flathead mullet) is the source of this 3355-nucleotide messenger RNA. Its product is annotated as ataxin-7. Bases 324 to 3152 code for a protein of 942 amino acids. The transcript is spliced from 13 exons. Lineage: Eukaryota; Metazoa; Chordata; Actinopteri; Mugiliformes; Mugilidae. The record is from RefSeq and is a predicted model, not a curated record.